AUGCAGACCCAUACUCGAUUCAAAGAUCACCUAAACAAGGCUAAAGUUGAUGGGGAUAACGGGAUCCAGGCCAUGUUGCAUGAAAAGAAGAAAAGGCAGAAAACAGAACGAAACAAGCGUCUUCUCCGAUGGCAGAUUGUCCAUGUUCAUAUCCUCGAAUUGAUCAUGUCGUGUGUUGAACGCACGUAUCCGUCCAAACAAAUUGCGAGGAGAGCGAGGACCAAAGAAGUUCCUACAUUCUGGAAACAACCAUCAGUGUCCUCGCCACCAGAGGACUAG
Molecule: messenger RNA, 279 nt
Organism: Penicillium robsamsonii
Lineage: Eukaryota; Fungi; Ascomycota; Eurotiomycetes; Eurotiales; Aspergillaceae
Exons: 2
Coding region: 1-279 (92 amino acids)
Source: RefSeq, a predicted model, not a curated record